Mycena indigotica is the source of this 1101-nucleotide messenger RNA. RefSeq names its product Pyruvate dehydrogenase E1 component subunit beta. Bases 1 to 1101 code for a protein of 366 amino acids. Gene Ontology annotation, molecular function: pyruvate dehydrogenase (acetyl-transferring) activity. Lineage: Eukaryota; Fungi; Basidiomycota; Agaricomycetes; Agaricales; Mycenaceae. Gene Ontology annotation, biological process: pyruvate decarboxylation to acetyl-CoA. The record is from RefSeq and is a predicted model, not a curated record. The transcript is spliced from 6 exons.
AUGGCUUCUUUGGCCUUUGCCCGCCUAGUGCGCUCUCGUCCUGCUCCGGCACUGGCCGCCUCCAGGGCAUUUGCUGCUCGUCGCUAUGCUUCUUCUGAGCCAGAACACACGAUGACCGUGCGUGAUGCUCUCAACGCGGCAAUAGAGGAGGAGAUGCUGCGGGACGAGAAGGUGUUCAUUCUGGGUGAGGAGGUCGCGCGUUACAAUGGUGCCUACAAGGUCACAAAGGGCCUGCUGGACAAGUUUGGCGAAAAGCGUGUCGUAGACACGCCAAUUACUGAGAUGGGUUUUGCGGGCAUUGCGGUUGGCGCAGCGCUUUCAGGUCUUCGUCCAAUAUGCGAGUUCAUGACUUUCAAUUUCGCUAUGCAGGCCAUCGACCAGAUAGUCAACUCUGCGGGCAAGACAUACUAUAUGUCUGGCGGAAAUGUACCAUGUCCAGUUGUUUUCCGUGGUCCUAAUGGUGCUGCUGCUGGUGUAGCUGCCCAACACUCACAAGACUACGCUGCGUGGUACGGCUCAAUACCUGGUCUGAAGGUAGUAAGCCCAUGGAGUGCGGAGGACUGCAAGGGUCUGCUGAAGUCUGCCAUUCGUGACCCUAAUCCCGUUGUCUUCUUGGAGAACGAGAUGUUGUACGGUGUCUCCUUCCCUAUGUCGAACGAGGCCAUGUCCGACAACUUCCUCCUGCCUAUCGGCAAGGCAAAAGUGGAGCGCGAGGGCAGUGAUGUGACCAUUGUUGCCCACAGCAAGAUGGUCACCCACAGCAUCGAGGCUGCUGACGCACUCGCCAAGGAGGGCAUUAAGGCGGAGGUCAUCAACCUGAGGAGUAUCCGCCCACUUGACAUCGACACGAUCAUCAAGUCGGUCAAAAAGACGAACAGACUCGUCAUCGUUGAGGGUGGUUUCCCUGCAUUCGGCGUUGGCAGCGAGAUUUGUGCCCAGAUCGUGGAGAGUGAGGCAUUUGACUACUUAGACGCCCCCGUUGAGCGAGUCACUGGCGCCGACGUUCCUACACCAUAUGCUACCAAUCUUGAAGUUCUUUCUUUCCCCGACACCCCGCUUAUCACCAAGGUCGCGAAGCGGGCUCUCUAUCGUACUAACUAG